Messenger RNA from Salmo salar (Atlantic salmon), 1649 nucleotides. RefSeq names its product membrane associated guanylate kinase, WW and PDZ domain containing 2 (gene magi2). Gene Ontology annotation, biological process: signal transduction. NCBI's taxonomy places the organism in Eukaryota, Metazoa, Chordata, Actinopteri, Salmoniformes, Salmonidae. Gene Ontology annotation, cellular component: cell-cell junction; cytoplasm. Gene Ontology annotation, molecular function: protein binding. The record is from RefSeq and is marked provisional.
CGUUGACGCACUGUACGGUUUACGAUUCUAAAUCUCCGAGCAGAUUUGUCUCUCACGCAGUAUGGUGAGGUGAGUGGAUACCUUGUUUUGACAACUUCCAGCCAAAGGUUUAGGAAAUAAGAAAAAAACAUCAUUUGAUAGGGUGAUGAGGAGGCUAACACGCAUUGAUGCAUUCAUUUAGACAUUGUAUUGCUUUCUUGUUUAUUGUUUUACGCACAUAGAACAUUCGGAGUUUUUCAACGGACAUACUUUCAGUAGCACAGCCAGCUACUGGAUGGCUCGUACUGAUUUUUAUUGACAGUGGUGCUACUCCAGGAUUACUGUGGUUUAUUCCUGGACAAUAUUACAUUUAUUUACACAUUACCGGGAAUACCUCAUCCAUGACAGGCUGGCUCCCUAAAGUGAAUGAUCAAUUAUAACAGAGAAAUGAAACUCCGACCAGAGCCAGGGAAUGACUCGAGAUUAGAAAUCUUUGUUCGACCAUAUUUGCUCCUGCUUUAGUGCUUGUGAAACAAAGCAAAAUCAAACAGACAAUUUCAGAUCAGUGACAGACAACAUCAAAAGGAUACAAUAUGUCCAGAACGCUGAAAAAGAAGAAACAUUGGUCCAGCAAAGUGCAGGAGUGUGCCGUGUCAUGGGGAAGCCUCGGAGAAUUCGGAAAUGUGGUGGAGGUGUUGGGGGGUGCCGAACACGGAGAGUUCCCUUACUUGGGCCAGAUGAAGUUGGAUGUAAUGGUGUGCCACGUCGGGAGAAUGCCGUAUUUUGGGGACGUUUUGUUGGAGAUCAACGGAACCCCCAUCAGUGGACUUACAAACCGCGACACGCAUGCAGUCAUUCGCCACUUUCGGGAGCCCAUUCGUUUGAAGACUGUCAAACCAGGGAAGGUUCUGAACACGGACCUGCGCCACUACCUCAGCCUGCAGUUCCAGAAGGGCUCUUUGGACCACAAGCUACAGCAGGUCAUCCGGGACAACCUCUACCUGCGCACCAUCCCCUGCACCACACGGCUGCCAAGAGAAGGGGAGGUGCCGGGGGUGGACUACAACUUCAUCAGCGUGGGAGACUUCCGUAUCCUGGAGGAGAGUGGCCUUCUGCUGGAGAGUGGAACCUACGAUGGUAACUACUAUGGGACCCCCAAGCCCCCAGCAGAGCCCACCCUGGUGCAGCCUGACCUGGUGGAUCAGGUGCUGUUUGAUGAGGACUAUGACAACGAGGUCCAGCGUAAACGCACCACCUCCGUCAGUAAAAUGGACAGGAAGGACAGCGUGGUCCCUGAGGAGGAGGACGAUGAUGAGAGGCCACCUCUGGCCAAUGGCCUCCCAGAGCAUAAAGAGGGGGCAUCAUGGAGGAAGGCGGUGCCCAGCUACACCCAGUCCAGCAGUGCAAUGGACUUCCGUACGUGGAGCUCUCUGCCCCGCGACGACAGUUUGGAACCACUGCCUCUCAACUGGGAGAUGGCCUACACCGAGACGGGCAUGGUCUACUUCAUAGAUCACAACAGCAAGACCACCACCUGGCUUGACCCCCGCCUAGCCAAGAAAGCCAAGCCCCCGGAGAAGUGUGAGGAUGGAGAGCUUCCGUAUGGCUGGGAGGAAAUAGAGGACCCACAGUAUGGAACAUAUUAUGUAGAUCACAUCAACCAGAGCCCA